AUGCAUUUGAGACUAGAUGUGGACGUCCAAAAGUUAGAGGCCAAAAAAUUGAAGAAAGGGAAGAAUAAAGUAGAGGAGGAUCUGGAUAGCUUAAAGACAGACUACAAAAAGCUACGGGUAUCAAUGAGAACCACGAGGUUGGGAAAGACCUCAGAGCAAUGGCGACGGGAGAUCCAAGAAGAAAGAAACAAGGCUGAUGGAUUGAAAAAGAAAUGCCAAGAGACUCAAGUACAAAACCAGGCCCUGGAAAGGAAUCUGUUAGAAAGUCGGGGUGUGAUAGAUGAAUUAAAGGCACGAAUAGCUAAACUUGAAAGGUCUCUUCAUCGUUACCGAAAUUAUAAUACCGCGGUGGAAUUAAGAGCGAGCUUGAACAAGAUUGAAGAAACAAAGAAAAGAGUGGAAGAGUUAGAGACGAUGCUACAAGAUUGUGAGACGCGGAUUGCAUUUUUUGAAGCAAAUGAAGGGCGUCAGAAAGAACAGCUCCAUUAUUAUCAAAGCCAAGUUAGAGACAGGGAUCACGUCAUGGGAGAAGCUGUAACCUAG
Gossypium raimondii (Peruvian cotton) is the source of this 543-nucleotide messenger RNA. RefSeq lists its product as uncharacterized. The record is from RefSeq and is a predicted model, not a curated record. Lineage: Eukaryota; Viridiplantae; Streptophyta; Magnoliopsida; Malvales; Malvaceae. The transcript has a single exon. Bases 1 to 543 code for a protein of 180 amino acids.